This is a messenger RNA of Abrus precatorius (Indian licorice), 1164 nucleotides long. Its product is annotated as fasciclin-like arabinogalactan protein 11. The coding region runs from base 95 to 991 and encodes 298 amino acids. The record is from RefSeq and is a predicted model, not a curated record. Lineage: Eukaryota; Viridiplantae; Streptophyta; Magnoliopsida; Fabales; Fabaceae. The transcript has a single exon.
AACACAACACUACCAAUUAAUAGUAGCAAUCUCAAAGUGUCCUACUCUUAAAACAUUCCAUUUCCACCACUUCCCCAAUCAUCAUAACACCAAAAUGAAGACACAACAAUCUCUCUUCUCAGCCUCAAUUCUACUACUAGCACUUGCCUUCUUCCAAUACACUUCAGCCCAACUCUCACCAAUUCAGUCCCCCGUGUCAGCUCCCCCAGCACCACCACUACCACAUCCACCAGUCACAGCACCAGCACCAGGAUUCAACACAGUUCCCCUAGUGCCAGUGUCACCCUCCGGUGCACCCACACCCAUCAUCCCAAAAGCUCCCUCCAUUGACAUAGUCCAAAUUCUGAGAAAAGCAAAGAGAUUUUCCACUCUCGUUCGCCUCCUCAAGACCACCCAAUUGAUCAACCAACUAAACUCACAGCUACUAACCUCAGGCUCUGGAGGAUUGACCCUUUUCGCUCCAGAGGACAAUGCCUUCUCAAAGCUAAAAGCAGGGUUCCUCAACUCCCUCAGUGACAGACAAAAAGUGGAGCUGCUUCAGUUCCACACCCUCUCUUCUUUCAUCUCAAUCUCAAACUUCGACACACUCACCAACCCAGUUCAGACUCAAGCCGGUGACGACUCCAAACGCUUGCAACUCAACGUCACCACUUACGGUGGCAGCCAAGUCAGCAUGGCAACCGGCGCCGUUAACGCCACCGUUACCGGAACCGUUUACACGGACAGCAAGCUUGCCAUAUAUCAGGUGGACAAGGUGCUUCUCCCUCUUGACCUCGUGCUUCCUAGCAAGGCUCCGGCACCCGCACCUUCCGCCAAAACCAAGACCGAUAAAACGAAGUCGUCAAAUGUUGACGGUGCUGCCGCCGGUGACGAUGGUGAUAGUGAUAGUGGUGAUAACAAGGACUUGCCAGCGGAAGCUUCUGCCGGUUCGAAAUUCAAUGUAGAGGGAAUGUGGGUUUGUGUUGUUGUUGGGGUGGCUUUGAUUAUAUGAUAUGAUAUGAGGUGGAUGUAAAAGGGUGAGUGGUUCGUCCAAUAAUUUUGUUGUGCUGUUAGAGGUUUUGUUAGUGAUCCUCAUCCAUUGUUGUAUUUGCCUAUUUGCUAUUCUUAUCUAAUGGUUUGCAUGUAGCUUACGAUAUAUAUGGUCGAUUUCUUCUUCGUUUUUAU